AUGAUAACGAAAGUGUUCACUUUUUGGCUGUUCGUUCUACUUCUGCCGUCCCGCGCAGCCGCGGACAUCUGCUCCUAUUGCGCGUGCGACGAAGACGCGAAAUCUGUCACUUGUUCGUCGCCGACACUUCUUAUAAGGACCGUCUCACUUCUGCCAUGGAUUGAACAGGUCCACCUAGUCGGGUUAAACCUACCCCAACCACCCCACUUCCUAUUUCAUCCGGCUCUACGUGUGCUACGCAUCAAUCGCUGCGGUCUACAAGGCCUCUCUGCUCAUACCCUGCUACCCUUACCCAAUCUGGAGGUACUGAACCUAGCUGACAACCACCUCGACACCCUUCCCACUACCGUACUCCGUAGCCUAAAGCACCUACGAGUCGUGAACCUAGCCAGGAAUCGAAUCACAGAUCUAUCACAAUUCUCACCCAUCCUAGCCGAAGGUCUCGUUCUCGAGCAACUCGACCUCAGCGGAAAUCCGCUCGCCCUAUCGACGGCGGAAGCCGCUUUGCCGCCGACGGCGCAACUUUUCCUCUCCGAUGCGAAUCUAGCCUUAAUCAACUCUACUGCUAUCGUUUUCUACCCUACUAAUGCAUGUUCACUAGAAGUUGAUUGUAGGAUUCUGCCCUUGAAAGCUGCUGAUUUCACCCGACUGAGCUCCCUUGACGUCUCGGGUAAUGGCCAUCUGACCGUGGAGGUGUCAGCACUGACUGCUCUGUCCAACGCUACCAAUCUGGACUUUUCCCAUACCCAUUUGCCUCCAGAAUUUACCCGCUGGCUUCAUGAUGACAGCAGAGUUAAGAUUCUCAAUGUAUCCCAUUCUGAUCUGCGACUAGAUGAGGAACAAUGGUCCACAUGUGGAAGAGAGCUGAAAAGUUUGGACAUAAGUGGCCUGCGCAUCAAGCGGCUCCAUCUAGAUACCCAUUGUGUGCUGACUACCGUAUUCGCUCGCGACAAUCUGCUCGAGAACUGUAUUCUGGAGACCCUCUCCCUUGACACACUCCAUCUGGACCGUAAUCUCUUCACCGACUGGCCUACGCUCCCUCCGGGAAUCGCCCUGGACAAUCUCCGUUCCCUAACGAUCAGCUCUAAUCUGCUCACUUCCCUUCCCCCUCAUGCCUUGUCCCAGUUCCCGAAUCUGCAGCAUUUGGACGUCUCCAGAAAUCAAAUCAGCGAGAUCGACCACCUUGCCUUCCCCAGUCUGGGAAUGCAGCUGAUCUCUAUCGACCUCUCCUACAAUCAACUCACCAUUCUACCUCACCCAGUUCUGCCGUCGCUGGUUUACUUGGAUGUUUCCAGUAAUAACCUCGUCACCAUGGACCCAGCAUUCUUUGCAGGGUUACCUAUGCUGCAGCAUUUAAAGCUUUCAAGCAACCCACAAAUCUUCACCAGAUGUGAAAAUCGCUGUUGGUCCGACCAUUUGGACGAGUUGACCGCUCUCGUGGACUUGGAUCUGUCAAACUGUGCACUUACCCGAACUCUUCCACUAUCACACCUUACUUCACUGAAAACCCUUCUGCUACGGGGUAAUCAGAUCAUUUCUGUCAAUGCCGGCGAUUUACCACCUCAUCUGCGGACCCUGGACUUGGGCGAGAACCGCCUACACUUCACCAGCAACUUCUCCCGCCUACAGUCGCUGCGGGACCUCCGGGUGGAUACAAACCCCUUGAGGUGCGAUUGCAGUCUGCACGACAUUGUCCCGCACCUACUCAAUCAAAGCCAAAUUGCUGAUCCUCAACUGUACUACUGCUUUUCUGGCUCAUGGCAAUACCCGCUGCUACCGUACCUUACCGGAAUCACACCGUGUACCGACAGUACCCGUCACAUCGCACCGAUUCUUAUCAGCACCUUCGCAUUCUCUGCAAUAAUCGUCACUACGCUAAUGAUGCUUCUGAUCGGCUAUAGACGAUACGCACAUCGAGUUAGCCACGUCUACAAACGACUAGCGACAGAGAGCGUUGCAAGGUUGUAG
Cylicocyclus nassatus is the source of this 1968-nucleotide messenger RNA. The record is from the annotation of a GenBank genome assembly. Lineage: Eukaryota; Metazoa; Nematoda; Chromadorea; Rhabditida; Strongylidae.